UUUGAAGAUUCUCGUAUAAAAAGCCGAGUUACUCUUCUCGUUCAUCAGUUACAUUUCAAACAAUAACAACAAUGUUCUCAAAGAUCGCCCUCCUCGCCCUGUUGGUGGCGUCAGUUAGCGCCAGCGGUGGCUUUUCCAGCUUCUCCUACGGAGUUUCUGACCCUAACACCGGUGACAUCAAGGACCAGAGUGAAAAGCGUGUCGGGGGCAACGUCGUCGGAAAAUACUCCCUAUUGGAAUCCGAUGGUACCAAGCGCGUGGUCGAGUACUCCGCUGAUGACGCCACUGGAUUCAAAGCCGUUGUACAUAAGGAACCAGCAGUAGGUGCUGGUGCGAUUGGUGCUCCUCUUGGUGGUGCCCUAGCCCACAACGGUCUUGCCGCGAACUCCUUGGCCCAUGGUGCUCCUCUGACUUCUGGACUUUUGGCUGGUGCUCACGCCAACCCUUGGGCUGCUGGAGCUGUUCCUGUCGCUGGAGCUCUUAACGGUCCUUUGGCUCAUGGUGCCAUCAACCCUCUGGCAUACGUUAACGCUGCUGGUGUCUACGGUCAGGGAGGUCUCUAUGGCCAAGCUGGCCAUGCCGGUCUUUAUGGCGGUUACGGCAAUCCCUUGGCUAGCUCUCUCGGCGCUGCUGGUCAUGGUGCCCCCAUUGUCUCCUCUUAUUCCCACCGCAUCGUACACAACGGUCCCGACUCCCGCCCCUACGCUGGAGCCUACGGAGGAUACGGCGCGUACGGUCAUGGUUACGGCGCCCACGGAGCUGGCCUGGCUGGCGCUCACUUGGCGGGAGCUCCUUUAGCCGGUGCUCACGCUAACCCCUGGGCUAACGCUGCUCCUCUCGCCGGAGCUACUCUGGGUCACGCUAACCCCUGGGCUAACGCCGCCUCCCUCGCCGGAGCUGGUCUAGGUCACGCCAAUCCCUGGGCUAACGGAGCGGCUCUCACCCACGGUGGUGUCGGUGCCUACGGCGCUCGCGGUCUCGGAUACGGAUCUCAGUUGGGAUGGUAAUUAUAAUAAUGGAACUGAUCGGACCCGUAGAAAUAAAUAAUUUAUUAAUUUGUAUCUCUCCGGCACGUUACAAUAAUCCUACUGCGUAGGAUGUAUUGCUAUCUAAAUUGUAUUAAUCUUUAACGAAAAAUAAAAAAAAAAACAUGAUUUAUGAUCCAAUAAAAUGUAUUAGAAGUAAAAAA
Manduca sexta (tobacco hornworm) is the source of this 1189-nucleotide messenger RNA. RefSeq names its product spidroin-1-like (gene CPR61). The record is from RefSeq and is a predicted model, not a curated record. Bases 72 to 1007 code for a protein of 311 amino acids. NCBI's taxonomy places the organism in Eukaryota, Metazoa, Arthropoda, Insecta, Lepidoptera, Sphingidae. The transcript has 2 exons. Gene Ontology annotation, cellular component: extracellular matrix.